UGACAGUGACUUCCUCCUAACCACCUUCAACCAGCAACAUUGCUUGAAACAGAAAUGUCGUCAGGAGUAUUCAGAACUAUCGCUACCCGCGUUGCUCCGGCACUGCGGAGUACGGCUGUCGUCCAGCGGGCCAACGUGUUCACCAGACCGGCCAAAGACGCCCUUGGUCCUGUUGAGACAGCCAUUGGCUUGGGCAUGUUUGCUCUAGCCAUUCUGGGACCUGCCGGCUGGGUCCUGGCUAACUUGGAGAGCUACAAGAGCAAAGAAUGAUCUGGACUGUGCUGACUGGAACAUCCAGCAUUGUCGUUACCAAUACAUUCAAUAUAUACAAGACAAACCUGGGACCAUCACCUCAACUAUCAAGUUUACUUAAAUAUUGCGGAACAAACCCUUAAGCUGUCUACCUCUGCAGCAGUUUACUCUUCUUACUCCAACUAACCAGGCUCCUCAUAAUUGACAUCCCUCACUGAGGAUAAUGUUACAUAUGUAAUAAAACCUGAUAAUUUAAACUUUAUAA
Molecule: messenger RNA, 517 nt
Organism: Osmerus eperlanus (European smelt)
Lineage: Eukaryota; Metazoa; Chordata; Actinopteri; Osmeriformes; Osmeridae
Product: cytochrome c oxidase subunit 8B, mitochondrial
Exons: 2
Coding region: 55-270 (71 amino acids)
Biological process (GO): mitochondrial electron transport, cytochrome c to oxygen
Cellular component (GO): mitochondrion
Source: RefSeq, a predicted model, not a curated record